AUGGGUGUCUGGGAUGCAUUUACCGGCAAGAAGACGCAAACCGCAACCUCACAACCCUCAUCUUCACCACAAUCAUCAGACACCCUCAAAGACCCAGCACCCGUUACAGUAACCUUCGACCAACCACCUUCAUCGGAAGACGUCUCUUCUUUCCUUCAUAACCCCGGCGCCUUCGACCCUGCUGCCCUGCACCCACUUGCAGGUCUCAACCAAGAUACACUCGACUACCUAUCUCUCGACGACUCCGCCCUUUCUGAGCUCCCUGGCUCCCGCUCCAUCCUACCCUCGCGCGGCUGGUCAGAUGACCUUUGCUACGGUACUGGAGUCACAUACCUCAGCGCACUUUCAAUAGGCGGCGCAUGGGGUCUUGCGGAGGGGCUAACCCGAUUGCCGAGCACAGCGCCGCCAAAGCUGCGGUUGAACAGCGCGCUCAAUGCUAUCACAAGGCGAGGGCCGUUCCUGGGUAACUCGGCGGGUGUGAUUGCGAUGAUGUACAACGGAAUCAACAGUACAAUUGGCUAUUACAGGGGCAAGCAUGAUACAUUUGGCAGCGUGGCGGCGGGCGCGAUAUCAGGCGCCAUCUUCAAGAGUACGGGAGGUUUGAGACCGAUGCUCAUAUCCAGUGGGUUGGUGGCGGGUGCGGCCGGUUCGUGGGCGCUUCUUCGCAAGAUAGUACUGGAAAGGUAGCGAUCGUGCGGCAAUCUUUGGCGUUCUGUAAACAACACGAUAGACCUGCAAAGCAUGGGGAUGGCGUGUUAUUUGGCAAACAUGUAAAGUAACACUCCGCUUCAUGUACGAGAGAUUGACGCUCUGUGUGAAUGUACUGUACCUGCCAUCCCUGUUCGACCAUGUGACGAGUUCGUGCCUCCCGGACAGGACCAUCUAUGCUGUCAUGACAACGAGUUGUCACCAACAUCAUCUUGUUAGCGGUUGCACGACGAACGUCCACCUUCGCCGCAGCAUUCACCUACAAGGAAUCCGCGGUCAUGGCG
This is a messenger RNA of Baudoinia panamericana UAMH 10762, 992 nucleotides long. RefSeq lists its product as uncharacterized. NCBI's taxonomy places the organism in Eukaryota, Fungi, Ascomycota, Dothideomycetes, Mycosphaerellales, Teratosphaeriaceae. The coding region runs from base 1 to 687 and encodes 228 amino acids. Gene Ontology annotation, molecular function: transmembrane protein transporter activity. Gene Ontology annotation, biological process: protein import into mitochondrial matrix. Gene Ontology annotation, cellular component: mitochondrial inner membrane; TIM23 mitochondrial import inner membrane translocase complex. The transcript is spliced from 2 exons. The record is from RefSeq and is a predicted model, not a curated record.